AUGCGCACGAUACGCCCAGCUUCGAGUCUGGCAUCAGUCUCUCUUCGGCCCCGGCCCAGAACAACCUUCAUCUGCCAUGCGUGCAUUCGGUCUCUAGGAAAACGAUAUGCGUCGACGUCAGCACCAACGGGCAGCGCAAUUGAAGCCCCGGAAAUCUACGAUGUCGUGUGCGUGGGCGGUGGACCGGCAGGACUGAGUUUACUUUCUGCGCUCCGAUCCUCCAAAGUGACAUCAGGUCUGAAAGUCGCGCUGGUCGAAGGCCAGGAUCUGAGUCGGACGCGAACGUGGCAGCUUCCGCGGGACCAGUUUUCGAAUCGGGUCAGUUCGUUGACGCCUGCGUCGGUGGGAUUCUUAAAGGACAUCGGAGCAUGGAAACACAUCGACACCGCGCGCGUGCAAGCGUACGACGAGAUGCAAGUAUGGGACGGCAUCACGGGGUCGAACAUCUCCUUCGACUGGCCCACGGGCUCGACCAGCAAGACCAUUGCCUACAUGUGCGAGAACCUCAAUCUGACACGGGGUCUCCUCGCCCAUCUCGACGAACUCGGCGGGUUCACGCUCUUGGACAACUCGCGCGUCGAGAAGAUUGAAACCGGCGAAGAAUACAGCUUCUCCUCCGCCGACAACAGUCUGAAUCUUACCGGAUGGCCUAUUGUUCAGCUAUCCAGCGGUAAACAACUCGCUGCGCGACUCCUCGUUGGCGCAGACGGCGCGAAUAGUCCCGUCCGAACGUUCGCGGGCAUCGAGAGCAGAGGAUGGGACUACGAACGACACGGUGUCGUGGCGACAAUCUCGUUGGAGGGACUCGAGCUGGACCUCUCUGACUUUUCGAAUACCGUCCCGGGAGGAGCAGGCAAAGCUACGCGCACAGCAUAUCAGCGGUUCCUCCCCACGGGCCCCGUCGCGCUGUUGCCCAUGCCCGGCCCCUUUGCGACGCUGGUGUGGUCGACGCUCCCGUCCCACGCGGCGCUGCUCAAGUCGCUGUCCCCGACUGAUUUUGUCGCCAUGGUCAAUGCGGCGUUCCGUCUGUCCCAUGUCGAUCUGGCGUACCUGCAUACCCUCUCGAGCGGGCAGCUUGAGGAAGUUUCCUGGCGCGAGAAACAUACGGCGUUUGACGUCGCCAAGAUCCCUGCCCGCGCCACGGGCGUCCAGGACGGCACGGUCCAGAGUUUUCCGCUGAGGAUGAGAAAUGCGGAUACGUAUACGGGGGAGAGAGUUGCUUUGGUGGGAGACGCAGCUCACACGACCCACCCUCUGGCCGGCCAGGGCCUCAACCAGGGCCAACUCGACAUCCAGUCCCUCGCACGCACCAUCACCUACGCCGUCGAGCACGGCCAGGACAUUGGCGCGCAGCUGUCCCUCGAGUCGUACAACGCCGAGCGCUACGCCGCGAACAACCUCAUGCUCGGCGUCGUCGACAAGAUCCACAAGCUGUACGCCACGUCCUUCGCGCCCGUCGUGGCGCUCCGCUCGCUCGGCCUCGGCGCGGUCAACCAGUUGGGUCCGCUCAAGCGGUUUUUUAUGGAGCAGGCUGCUGGGACUGGCAAGAGAUUGUGA
Xylona heveae TC161 is the source of this 1557-nucleotide messenger RNA. Its product is annotated as ubiquinone biosynthesis mono0xygenase COQ6. Gene Ontology annotation, biological process: ubiquinone biosynthetic process. The record is from RefSeq and is a predicted model, not a curated record. Lineage: Eukaryota; Fungi; Ascomycota; Xylonomycetes; Xylonales; Xylonaceae. Gene Ontology annotation, cellular component: mitochondrion. Gene Ontology annotation, molecular function: FAD binding; 2-octaprenyl-6-methoxyphenol hydroxylase activity; oxidoreductase activity, acting on paired donors, with incorporation or reduction of molecular oxygen, NAD(P)H as one donor, and incorporation of one atom of oxygen. Bases 1 to 1557 code for a protein of 518 amino acids. The transcript is spliced from 4 exons.